Pan troglodytes (chimpanzee) is the source of this 8564-nucleotide messenger RNA. It is a transcript of the gene STARD3NL, whose product is annotated as STARD3 N-terminal like. Lineage: Eukaryota; Metazoa; Chordata; Mammalia; Primates; Hominidae. The coding region runs from base 7094 to 7798 and encodes 234 amino acids. Gene Ontology annotation, biological process: cholesterol transport. The record is from RefSeq and is a predicted model, not a curated record. Gene Ontology annotation, cellular component: lysosomal membrane; endoplasmic reticulum membrane; late endosome membrane. The transcript is spliced from 10 exons. Gene Ontology annotation, molecular function: cholesterol binding.
CUUAUUAGUCUCCUAAAGGAAAAAUUGGGUUACAAAUAGCUCUAUGACCUGGAAGAUUAAAACAAAGGAGUUUCUAGGUGAGCUGUGGAGAAAAUACAGCCAUGUGCUGCAUAACAACAUUUAGGUCAACAAUGGACUGCAUAUAUGAUGGUGGUCCCAUAAAAUUAUAAUACCAUAUUUUUGCUGUAUUGUUUCUGUGUUUAGAUAUGCAAAUACUUCUCAUUAUGUUACAGUUGCUUAUAGUAUUCAGCACAGUAACAUGCUGUACAGGUUUAUAGCCUAGAAGCAAUAGGCUGUACCAUAUAGCCUAGGUGUACAGUGGGCUCUACCAUCUAGGUUGUGUCAGUUAACACUGUGAUAAUGAGGAAGUCACCUAAUGACGCAUUUCUCAAAAUGUAUCCCUGUCAUUAAGUGACACAUGGCUGUAUUUAAGUUUAGGAGUUAGAGCCAAAGCUGAGAAAGGGGGAAAAAAGCUGCAAAAUCAAUUUGAAUGCCAGGAGAAACCACUGUGAGGAGAAUAAAAGGUUGGAGACAAUAGAAGCUGGAGGAAGGUAGCUAUAGAGACCCCGUUGUUUCAGUUACUUUGGGCUACCUGACAGCAGCUUCUAAAAAAAAAAAGAGAAACAAAUGAAAGAAUAUUCUUAAUCCUCAGGGCCCAUCUUGAGAGAGACUUGCGUUGAACGAGUGGUGAGACCGAGCUCCAACAUGCCAGCUGGCUGACUCAGCCCAUGCUAGUGAAAUAACUGACUACCAAGUUGUUGACCCCUGCAGGGUUGAUGAGCUAACAAGUAUUUCAUACCACCCAACAUUACUGGGCAGCUGUGUGGCAUCUUCCCAUUUUGCCAACCUGUAGUCUAUGGAACAACUUAUAUACAUUGUCAAAUGCCUUUCCUCUUUCUGGCUUGCUCUUCUUUGCCUGGACCAAGCAACAGUCCUAGUGGUGUAGUUAUUGUCAAUAAUAUAUACUUGAUUUUUUUCCCUCUCUUCAGUCAUUCCCUUGUAUUAUUUAUAUAUCUUCCCUAUUGACUAGAUGUAGGUUCUGCUGAGAGCAUGAGAACUCUUGUAUUACCUUUGAAUCCUUUUAAAUGCCUGUGUGGUGUUACAUUUUUUCGGUGCUCAAUGCUUACGGUUUACUAAAAUGGGAACUCUUAGUGGACUUACAUAGGGCCCACUUCAUAAUUGUUUUCUGUUCUACAAAUAGAUACAAUUUAUUAGUUUUUUUUUUCAUUUUUAUGGCAUAGAAGAAUAUUCUUAUUUCUGCCUAUCUUAUGUUUUAAAAUUUCAUCUCUAUGCUCCCCUGAAUUCCUGAUUCAUAUCCAACUGCUUACUUUAUCUCGACUUGGAUAUUAAUAAGCAUCUCAUGCUUUAUGUCUAAACUGAACUGGUAUUCUUGCUCAAAACUGCCCCUUGUCUAGCUUCCCGCUUUCACUAAAUAGCACAUCCAUCCUUCCAGUUUCUCAAGCUCUAAAUUUUGCAGUUCUGUUUUAGUCCUCAUUUUCUCCCAUACCCCAUGGCUAAUGUGUCGCCAAAUGCUUUGGGCUCCUUACUUGGAACCAAUCUAUUCUCAUCCCCUCUACUGCCCUCACCCUAUUCUAUGGAGUCAGUACGUCAUCUCUCUCCUGAAUUAUUGCUGCUGUCUCCUAACUGGUUUCCCCACUUCUUUGCUUCUUUCAGCAGAGACUCUUAAAACUUAAGCUACAUUAUUUUUCUCUUCUACUGAAAAUCUUCCGGUGUCUUCCCAUCUCAUUCAGAGUAAGACUUUACAGUGGCCCACACACAAGGCCCAGCCCUUUGUUAACUGAUCUGUCAUCAUCUGAGGUGCUUCCCCUCUCUCACUUGGCUGCAGCUUCACUGGCCACCUGGCUGCACUCCUCUGUGACCAGCUCCACCCCUCCUCAGAACUUUUGCCCCUGUUCUUCCCUCUAUCUGCAGUGCCCUUCCUCCUUGUAUCUACCUGGCAUUUCUCCCGUAUCUCCUAGUCGUUGCUCAGAUGCUGCCUCAAUGAAAUAAUCUCGACCCCUCAGUUUAAAAUGACCAUGUUUCCAGCCCUACUUUGUCUUCCAUCCCCUUCCUGUAGAAGGUAAACUCUGUGAGGAUAGAUGUUUUGUUCAUCACCAUGGGAGUGCUCAGAAGGGGACCCGACACAAUUUUAGUGCUCAAACAUAUUUGUGGGGUGAAUGAAGUAAAUGUGGUAUAUUCUUGGCAAACUUGAAUUUUCAAACAUUAUCAAGUGCGGUUCUUAAACCAUGUAGUUCACAUCCAGAUUCAGCUUCUCAGUGUAUAUUUUAGGUUUGUCUCAUAAAUUAUGAAAACAUUGAUAUGCAUUUACCCAGCCAUCUUUAAAUCUUAAUAUUUAUCUCUGCAUUACAUGUCAAAUGAAAGUUUAGUAAUAUUUUUAAUAUUCCUAUAGGAAAUAGAUCACAUAGAAAUUGCGUUGCUUUAAAAAACAGUUGGAGUUCGGGAGAUAAAUUAAUGUCUGCCAGAGGAGUGACUUAAAAGCACCAUGACAUGUAUUUUUCCCCUUAAAUUUUUCUAAGUCAUUGAUGUUAAUUUCUAAAUAAAUCUGAGUCUUAAAGCAGAUUGUUGAAAGGUUAAGUUCUGUUAUGUGCACACAAUUACUUUUAUCUGCUGAUGGUAACAGAAAUCAUUGAAUGAGACAAGACUACAAAACAAUGACCAAACUUUAACAGGCAGCCUUGGAUGUGUGUGUGUGUGUGUGUGUGUCUGGGAAAAGGGCAGAACACAAAGCAUUCAAGAGUGAGAAGAUUUAUUAAGAUGAAAUGAAAGCAUUAAUUACAUCCCAAAUGAAUAUAAAUAACACUGGAAAAUAUGAUGCCUAGAAAAUAAAGAUUAAGAAUAACACCAUGGAAAUAAUAUAUAAAGAUGUUACCAUGGAGUUGGGCUGUCGAAAUUCAUAAAGAAAAGUAAGGAGAGGAGCAGAAGGAAGUGCCGUUGAAAUGUGCAUCCAAGUGUAAUAAGUCAGCCAUGUGAAUUAAAUAACACAUGGUGUGUCUGAGCCUUGGUAGGUGGUGCUUUGUAAAAGAUCUGUCUUUACCCAGGGGUCCCUGAGUUCUAGUGCAGGGAACAAAUGAAGGAGCAACUUGGCUUGUAAAAGCUUGUGGUGUAUGUUGUACACGUUUUUACUAAAGACCUGAGCAAACUUUAGACCCCAAACCAUUGGAUGAUGUGACUCCACUAUUUCACAUACACCUUAUAGCAGCCACAAUAAUAAAAGACCAUUUUCAGUUAUAUAAGUGACAUUGGCUCAAAAUGCAAAUAGAAUGACUUCUAUCUAUUAGUCAUGCAUGCUUUAGAAGCCUUUAACUACCUCCAUUUGUGUUUAGGUAAUUUGAGAGUUGUAUUAAGGGCAGAAUGAUUUGGGUAUCCGGAAUUCUUAUAUGGGUUUUCCUUUAAGUCUAUCAGUGCAACUCAAACUUGUGUAUCUAGGAAUUUUUAUACAGAGGUACGUGUACAAAAUUCAUAUGCAUUCUGUUUUAUAGCAUGAUUUAAGAGGUUUUUGAGGAUGUUUGGUUUGUCUUUGCCUUUAAGUGUAGCAUACUUAAGAGCAAAGUUGGUCUCAUGAUUUUUUUUGCCAUGAAAAUUUGCCUUUGCUUUCUUUGCUAUACAAUAGUUACCUCUUAUCCAUGGACAGUACAUUUCAAGCCCCCCCCCCAGGGGAUGCCUGAAACAACAGAUAGUACCAAACCCCUAUAAAUAUUUUGGUUUUACUUAUACAAUAAUGGGCAGAUAGCAUAUGCAGUGUGGCUAUUCUGGACAAAGGGGUGAUUCAUGUUCUGGGUGGGAUGGAGUGAGAUAGUGGGAGAUUUCAUCAUGCCACUCAUGAUGACACACAAUUUAAAACUCAUGAACAUUUAUUUCUGGAAUUUUCUAUGUAGUAUUUUUGUAGUUCAAGUGUUUCAGGUAACUGAAACUGGAAAGUGAAACUUCAGAUAAGGUUGGGGAGGGGGAUUAUGGCACAUAUAUAUGCUACAUAUGUGUAUGUAUACUGUAUGCAUCUUAUGUUUAAAUGUAUUCAUAUUGUGUGUAUGUGUGUAUAUACUGUGUAUAGAUAAACAGGUACAGACACAGCAGUGCCAUCUCAAAACAGCCUUAUGCCCUUACGUUUUUCCGAAUGAAUCAGAAAUAAGUUGCAUACAUGAUGACACUUAUCCUUUAGUACUUCAGCGUGCAUCUCCUAAGAAUAAGGGCAUUCUCCUGCAUAACCAUUACUAAACUGUAAUCAAUUCUCCAAUUGACUUUUGUGGCUUUUGUUUUUAAUUCAAGAUUCAUUCUAGGCUUGUGCAUUGCAUGUGAUGCUUGUGUCUCUUUAUGCUCUUUUCUAUUUGAAGAGUAUUGACACCACUAUCCUUUUUAUUUUUGUUUUUCACCACAUUGACUUCUCUGAAGAGUCCAGGAUAGUCGACUUGUAGAAUGUCCCAUAUACUGUUUAUUAUUAUUAUUUUUAAUGACUAAAUUCAAGUAAAACUUCUGGCAAGGAUUUAUCAUAAUUGAUGUUAUAUAGUUCGUGUUGCAACGCAUCAGAAGGCAGGUAAUGCCAGCUUGCUCCAGUAUUGGUGAUGCUGUUUGAUUACAUGGUUCAGAUGGUGACUGCCAGAUCUCUCCACUGUAAAAGCAUAUUAUCCCCAAUGAAAUUAUUAAAUAAUCUGAGAGAUGCUGCUUUGAAACUACAAUAUCAUAUCCCCCAACAACCUUUUAAUAAUUGCCAGCAUCCAUAAUGGUCCUUGCCUGAAUCUGUUACUACACUGGGAGUUGCAAACCAUUGAUUUUUCUAAUUUUAUUAUUCCUUUUACAUUUUUAUGUGACUUUUUUCUGUAUAGAAGAACUCUUCCCAUGCCAUCUGUCUUUUAUUUACAAUAUUACCAUGGACUCAUGGAAUUUUUAAAUUUGUCCAAUGUAAAUUCCAACAUUACUGUCAUUAUUCAUUUUUAUGUUUAAGUUGUCCCAAAUGGACCAGGGGGAGCCCCUUCAUGACAGCCUACACAAUUUUUUUAAUGGUUAUAACUUUUUGUGUCUUCUUUAAGAAAUCUUUGCAAAAAAUAUUGCAAAAAAAUUGUCCUACACAUUCUUCUAAAGCUUUGUAUUUUUAAUUUUUACGUUUAGGUCUGUAAAUCAUCUUAAAUUAUUUUUUACCUGGUGUGAGUUAGGGUUUGAAGUUCUUUUCAGUUUUAAUAUCUGGUUGUUUUCUUCACUGUUUGCAGAAAACAGACUUUAUUUUCACCAUUGGAUUACUUUGACAGCUUUGUCAAAAUUGAAAUGACCAUAUGUGUGGGCCUAUUUAUAUACUCUCUAUUAUGUUCUAUUGACCUAUUUGUUUAUUCUUAUGCUAGUACCAUACUGUUUUGAUUACUGAAGCUUUGUGGAGUCUUUAAGCUAGGUAAUAUGUCUUCUAUUUUUGUUCUUUUCCCAGAUUGCUUUGGACAGGCUUAUUUCUUUGCAUUUUGUAUACAUUUUAGAAUUAGCUUGUCAGUUUCUAUUAAAAAAAAAAGCAUGGUGGGAUUAUGAUUGGGAUUGAGUUGAAUCUGUAGAUCAGUUUGAGGAGAAUUGAUAUCUUCACAAUAUGAAUUCUUCCAAUCCAUGAACAUGGUAUAUCUCACGAUUUAUUUUCAACUACUUCCAUUUCUCUCAGCAGUAUUAUGUAGCUUUCAGUUUUGCAAUAUUGCAUAUCUUUUAUUAAAUUUAUUCCUUAGUGUUUUGUUUUUGAUGCUAUUUUAAAUGGCUGCCUUGCCUUUCUUUUUUUGCUUUCUCUUUCUCUUUCUGUGUCUAGUCUUUUGCCACUCCCCUGGAUUGAAGGAACUGGUAAAUAUAUGAAUCACAAAAUCAUAAAAGUGAGCUCUUGUUAACAAAGUUUUGUUGUUGUUGUUUGUUUGCUUGCUUUUUUAAAUGGAAGGCAAAUGUAUGCGGCAUGAUAGAUGUAAUUAUAGAGGUCUGUGUACACUCUUCUUUGAUAGGGGCAGAGAGGGUUAGAAGAGUAAGAGGAAACAAAGGUUUCCCUGAGAAAAUGGGCUUUGAAUUAAGGCUUAUCAAAUGGGUCAGAACUUUAGAGAUAAGGAGAGUGGCACUCAAGGUGCUACUGGAGAGAAAAAUGCAAGCAGAGGUUUGUGAGAACAUAAUGUUUUUAGGGAACUGCUUGUGAUUUUUUACCAUGAUGAAGUGGCUGUGGAGAAGUAGGCCAGUGUUAGGUUAGGCAAAAUUAAAGAGUUUGAGCUCUACCUGAAUGAAGGUCCCAAGAAACCAUUUAAUAAAUAAUCUCAUAAAUUUAAUAUGCUUCUCUAAAAAAUCGGCUGCUGUCAACUAAGUGCUUUUUUAAAAAAAUGAACUAAUGCUUAAUAUUUGGAAAAUUUCCUGUUACAAUUCAGAUUUCUGGCUUCCACUGAUAAAUAUAAGUCUGCCCUCUCUUUCCACACAUAUAGCCCCUGAAGAUCGGGCGCACACUCCUCUCCUGUUUGUUCCUCCUUGUCUCCUGAGGCCAACUGUCAGUUUCCAAUUUUCUUUCAGCUUACAUUGUUGUUGUUGUUGUUUUUAUGUCAGGGAUGUGUUUCUCCCUGGCUCUUUCCAAAAUCCUUCCCUCUCUAUGUGUUUCUCUGUGUCUCUUUCAGAAUAAGAGACUUAGCCACAUUUUAAGAGAGUGAAACAGAUAUCCACUUGGAAAUGAAGAGUUGUCCUACAAAAUUUGAAAUUAUGCAAGUUCCUCCUGCCACCUGCCUCCAAUUAAAAACCAAUCAAAAUGUACAUAAUUUCAAAGCUUUUGGCCUAAAUGAAUUGGUCUUACUCUGUUGCCCAGGCUGGAGUGCAGUGGCACCAUCUCAGCUCACUGGAGCGUCUGCCUCCAGGUUCAAGUGAUUCUCCUGCCUCAGCAUCCCAAGUAGCUGGGCCUACAGGUGUGCACUACCACUCCUGUCUAAUGUUUGUAUUUUUUGGUAGAGACAGGGUUUCCCUAUGUUGGCCAGUCUGGUCUUGAACUGCUGGCCUCAAGUGAUCUGCCCGCCUCGGCCUCCUAAAGUGCUGGGAUUACAGGUGUCUUCUCUUUAGGGAUGGUGAGGUUGGAAAAAGGCUCCUGUAACCCUCCUCCAGGAUGAACCACCUGCCAGAAGACAUGGAGAACGCUCUCACCGGGAGCCAGAGCUCCCAUGCUUCUCUGCGCAACAUCCAUUCCAUCAACCCCACACAACUCAUGGCCAGGAUUGAGUCCUAUGAAGGAAGGGAAAAGAAAGGCAUAUCUGAUGUCAGGAGGACUUUCUGUUUGUUUGUCACCUUUGACCUCUUAUUUGUAACGUUACUGUGGAUAAUAGAGUUAAAUGUGAAUGGAGGCAUUGAGAACACAUUAGAGAAGGAGGUGAUGCAGUAUGACUACUAUUCUUCAUAUUUUGAUAUAUUUCUUCUGGCAGUUUUUCGAUUUAAAGUGUUAAUACUUGCAUAUGCUGUGUGCAGACUGCGCCAUUGGUGGGCAAUAGCGUUGACAACGGCAGUGACCAGUGCCUUUUUACUAGCAAAAGUGAUCCUUUCGAAGCUUUUCUCUCAAGGGGCUUUUGGCUAUGUGCUGCCCAUCAUUUCAUUCAUCCUUGCCUGGAUUGAGACGUGGUUCCUGGAUUUCAAAGUGUUACCUCAAGAAGCAGAAGAAGAAAACAGACUCCUGAUAGUUCAGGAUGCUUCAGAGAGGGCAGCACUUAUACCUGGUGGUCUUUCUGAUGGUCAGUUUUAUUCCCCUCCUGAAUCCGAAGCAGGAUCUGAAGAAGCUGAAGAAAAACAGGACAGUGAGAAACCACUUUUAGAACUAUGAGUACUACUUUUGUUAAAUGUGAAAAACCCUCACAGAAAGUCAUCGAGGCAAAAAGAGGCAGGCAGUGGAGUCUCCCUGUCGACAGUAAAGUUGAAAUGGUGACGUCCACUGCUGGCUUUAUUGAACAGCUAAUAAAGAUUUAUUUAUUGUAAUACCUCACAGACGUUGUACCAUAUCCAUGCACAUUUAGUUGCCUGCCUGUGGCUGGUAAGGUAAUGUCAUGAUUCAUCCUCUCUUCAGUGAGACUGAGCCUGAUGUGUUAACGAAUAGGUGAAGAAAGUCUUGUGCUGUAUUCCUAAUCAAAAGACUUAAUAUAUUGAAGUAACACUUUUUUAGUAAGCAAGAUACCUUUUUAUUUCAAUUCACAGAAUGGAAUUUUUUUGUUUCAUGUCUCAGAUUUAUUUUGUAUUUCUUUUUUAACACCCUACAUUUCCCUUGUUUUUUAACUCAUGCACAUGUGCUCUUUGUACAGUUUUAAAAAGUGUAAUAAAAUCUGACAUGUCAAUGUGGCUAGUUUUAUUUUUCUUGUUUUGCAUUAUGUGUAUGGCCUGAAGUGUUGGACUUGCAAAAGGGGAAGAAAGGAAUUGCGAAUACAUGUAAAAUGUCACCAGACAUUUGUAUUAUUUUUAUCAUGAAAUCAUGUUUUUCUCUGAUUGUUCUGAAAUGUUCUAAAUACUCUUAUUUUGAAUGCACAAAAUGACUUAAACCAUUCAUAUCAUGUUUCCUUUGCGUUCAGCCAAUUUCAAUUAAAAUGAACUAAAUUAUA